UGUUCCAAGAAGAAAAAAACAAAGUUCCCAAAUAUAUAUACUCUCUUCUGAUGAGAGCCAGAGAAGGAUGUGGCAAGGACUUCAGAUUUAGACUGAAUCUUGCUUCCAACUACAUACAAGCUACUGUCCUUUGAAUUUGCAGGAUGCCUCUUACCAACAGCAGUUCAUCUGAUUUAAUUCCCCAGCCCUUGAGGGAGCCCCAGGUGAUGAUUUCCAUAGCCAUCUUCAGCUUCACUUUCUUGUUGGGGCUGCCAGGCAAUGGGUUGGUAUUUUGGGUGAUUGGAUUCAAGAUGAAGCGUACAGUGAAUACAAUAUGGUUCCUCCAUCUCACCGUGGCUGACCUCUUCUGUUGCCUCUCUGUGCCCUUCUCCCUCAUUCACUUAGUCCUCCAAGGACACUGGCCCUAUGGCUGGCUCUUAUGCAAGCUCAUCCCUUCCAUCAUCAUCCUCAAUAUGUUUGCCAGUGUCUUCCUGCUUACGGCCAUCAGUCUUGACCGUUGUGUUUUAGUGCUGCAGCCAGUAUGGUGCCAGAAUCAUCGCACUGUGAAGAUGGCCUUCAGCUUCUGUGCAGGGAUCUGGGUCCUGGCUUUUGCAAUGUGCACACCUGUGUUUUUGUACCGGGAAACCUUUACUGAGAACAACUGUACUGUGUGUGCCUACAACUUUGAGGAGAACAAUCCCCCAGAUUAUAUUUACUUUAGUCCUAGCCUAGUAGAAGAAGGCUCACUCAAGAACUCCUCUGUGUCUGAGUUGGCUGGCAAGAUGGAAGGUACCUUAUAUCCCUCAUCUUCCAGGAGGGAUGAUUCUCCUUGGCUUUCUACCACCCCUGAUACACCUGGAACUUCUGGUGUUUUCUUCCAUACUAAAGUCGGCAGAGGUCAUUCUGGAGAUACACUAGGCACUGUGAGUUCAGUUAACUUAAAUAAUCAUCAUUCCUUUCCUGAUUUAUCAGAACUGCCAAAGAAACUUCAUGAUAAAUCACCUACAAUUUCUCCUGUUUUACCCGAGUUUACCAACAAUGAUUCCAGUACUGAUACACCGAGAAAUUCUGAUGUCCUAGCCUAUGACAGUGCAGGAGCUUUACCCUGGACUUCUAACAAUCCUUUAGAUAUCCCUGAAGUGACUGAAGAUUUCUUGGAUUUUAUUUAUGAAUAUGAUUUCAAUGAGAACCAACUGUCAACAACCUUGGUGGCCAUCACAGUCACAAGACUGGUGAUAGGUUUCCUUCUGCCCUUCGCCAUCAUGAUGGUCUGUUACACCCUCAUCAUUUUUCGUCUAAACAGAAGUCACUUUGCUAAAUCUAGGAGCAAAACCCUGAAAGUGGCUGUAGUGGUAGUCAUCACCUUUUUUGUCUGCUGGACUCCAUAUCAUAUUAUUGGGGUUCUGUCACUGAUAGCAUCUCCAUAUAGCCCACUUGGAAAGGCAGUGAUAGCACUGGACAACCUCUCCAUUGCACUGGCAUCUGCCAAUAGCUGCCUUAAUCCCCUGCUCUAUGCUUUCAUGGGAAAAGAUUUUAGGCAAAAAGCACAGCAGUCCAUACAGGGCAUUCUGGAGGCUGCUUUCAGUGAAGAUCCCAUGCAUUCUUCUAGUUGUCCCCAGAACAAAACCUCCCUGACUCAAGACGUUGUCAGCACGGCUGUGUGAGAAGAUGGGAUCAGUGGAACGAUACAACCCCAAUAAGGCUAUGUCCUAGGAUAUGUUUUCAAGUAGAAGAUAUCAUGGUGACUAGAAGAUUUGGAAUAGAAUUGGUUGGGGGAACCAUGAGAAGUCAUUUCAGAUAAUAGGAGCACAUAGAAGUUAGUUUAGUUUUUUAUUUUUAAUAAUAACCUUUUCUUUUCAAAAUACAUGGAAAGAUAGUUUUCAAC
Sarcophilus harrisii (Tasmanian devil) is the source of this 1864-nucleotide messenger RNA. It is a transcript of the gene C3AR1, whose product is annotated as complement C3a receptor 1. NCBI's taxonomy places the organism in Eukaryota, Metazoa, Chordata, Mammalia, Dasyuromorphia, Dasyuridae. The transcript is spliced from 2 exons. The coding region runs from base 144 to 1643 and encodes 499 amino acids. Gene Ontology annotation, molecular function: G protein-coupled receptor activity; complement component C5a receptor activity; complement component C3a receptor activity. The record is from RefSeq and is a predicted model, not a curated record. Gene Ontology annotation, cellular component: plasma membrane. Gene Ontology annotation, biological process: chemotaxis; complement receptor mediated signaling pathway; inflammatory response.